UUAUAGAUUAAGCUUUCUUCUGAAAUGCACAUACAGACCCGUCAAUAUGCGCAUAGUUCGUAAACGUAAUCUGUAUUUGAUUUCCAAUUUCGGAUAUCAACAUCUUUUCGGAUUGGCUGUGGUUAGGGAUCCUGUGUUCCAACUCGUGAAAAAUGAAUGAACAUUAGUAUGGCUGCGGCAUUAGAAGAGAAAGAGAAAGGUUCUGAAUGUGAAGAUGUGUUUGGAGGACCAGUGUUUGAACCAAGAUUAUACAUACAGAGAUAUUUCUAUGCAAAACAACAGCUGGCAAAGUUUGGUGUAAAACAUGUUGUAGAUUUCGGCAGUGCAGAGUGCAAAAUUUCACGUUUCCUUGUUCAGAUUCCAACAUUAGAGAAGUUGGCUCUUGUUGACCUUGACCAAGGACUCCUUGAAUGGAAUAAAUACAGUAUUCGACCUUUGACAUGUGAUUACCUGGAAAAGCGUGAUCUUCCGUUACAAGUACAGGUGUUUUGCGGAAGUGUAACAGAACUGGAUGAAUCUGUAAUUGGCUGUGAUGGUGUGAGCAUGGUAGAACUCAUAGAACACCUGCAUCCAGAGGUACUAUCUGCAGCAGUAGCUAUGGUGUUUGGUAAACUUCAGCCAUGUGUUAUUGUAAUUACCACACCUAACUCAGACUUCAACCAGCUUUUUCCAAACUUCUCUGGCAUGCGACACUGGGAUCACAAGUUUGAGUGGAGCAGACAAGAGUUUCAGAGCUGGUGUGAGGAGAUCUGCAAGAAUCAUCCAUACACUGCUGAAUAUGGAGGGAUAGGAGAGCCUCCCCCUGGGUCAGAGCAUCUUGGACAUUGUUCACAAUCAGCUGUAUUCGUUAGGAAAUUAUCCGUUCCAAAAAUCGACCACUCAGGUUCAGUUACUAACAACUAUAAGUUGAUCACAGAAUCAGUGUACCCCUUCGUAGAGAAUAAAAUGUCCGAAGAUGAAACUGUUUCAAUGGAGAUAAAUUAUCAGUUAAGGCAAUAUAGAAAUAUGUGCAGUGAGGAGUACAGAAAUUGUAUUACUGGCUCAGGAUCUAGUGGGAACCAGAAUUGUUUUACUUCCUCUGAACAGUUUAGUGAUAGCAGAAAUUUGAACUUUAGACCUGAAAAUGAGGGGAACCAGCCAGAAGAUUCACUUGGUACUACAGGUUGUCCAGAUUGUGCUAAGAAUGAUAAAAAGUUGGAUAUAACUGAGCGAUUGGUACCUAUCUCCUAUCUGAUGACCAGGAAAAUAAAAAGCAUACUACAACCUGAUCAGCUGAGAAAAUUCCUGCAGAGUCAUGGCUACAGACUGUCAUCAGAUUGUAACAAUGUGAUAAUAUCUGUUGAAGAACACCAGUCUGACAGUGAUGAUGACAAGGGUUAUAAUAAUGAUAAUGAUAUCGAAACAUGGCGAUCGGCCAGUGAAUCAGACCAAGCGGUGGAAUCAGAGUUACUUUGUCAGCCCUCGUUCAGUUUAAAUGAAGCUCUUCAGUGUGAAUCUUGGGACUGAGUUUAACAUUUUAUUGUCUCUUAUUAUGAUCAGUAUUCACAAAUAUUAUGUUGUUCCUGUUUUUAGCUCACCUGAGCACGAAAUGGUGAGCUUUAGUGAUUGCCCUGUGUCCAUCGUCUGUCAUCGUUCGGUCGUCCGUCCGUCCAUCCAUCCAUCGUCAACAGUUUGACUGUUAACACUCUAGAUGUCACAAUUUUGGCCCAAUCUUUAUGAAACUUGGUCAGAAUGUUACCCUCAAUAAAAUCUUGGACGAGUUCGAUACUGGGUCAUCUGGGGUCAAAAACUAAGUCAUUAGGUCAAAUCAAAGGAAAAGCUUGUUAACACUCUAGAGGUCACAAUUUUGGCCCAAUCUUAAUGAAACUUGGUCAAAAUGUUACCCUCAUUGAAAAAGGUCACCAGGUCAAAUCAAAGGAAAAGCUUGUUAACACUCUAGAGGUCACAAUUUUGGACCAAUCUUAAUGAAACUUGGUCAGAAUAUUACUCUCAAUAAAAUCUUGGAUGAGUUUGAUAUUGGGUCAUCUGGGAUCAAAAACUAGGUCACCAGGUCAAAUCAAAGGAAAAGCUUGUUAACACUGUAGAGGCCACAUUUAUGACUAUAUCUUCAUGAAUCUUGAUCAGAAUGUUAAUCCUGAUGGUCUCAAGGUCCAGUUUGAAUCUAGGUCAUGUAGGAUCAAAAACUAGGUCACCAGAUCAAAUCAAGGGAAAAGCUAGUUAACACUGUAGAGGCCACUUUUAUGACCAUAUCUUAAUGAAACUUGGUCAGAGUGUUGAUCUUGAUGAUAUAUAGGUCAAGUUCAAAUCUGGAUCAGGUGGGAUCAGAAACUAGGUCACUAGGUCAAAUCAAAUGAAAAGCUUGUUAACACUCUAGAAGCCACAUUUAUGACUGUAUCUUCAUGAAACAUGGUCAGAAUGUUAAUCUUGAUGAUCUUUAGGUCAAGUUCGAAUCUGGGCCAUGUGGGGUCAAAAACUAGGGCACCUGAUAAAAUCAAAUGAAAAGCGAGUUAACACUUUAGAGAUCACACUUAUGACCAUAUCUUUAUGAAACUUGGUCAGAAUGUUAAUCUUGAUGAUCUUUAGGUCAGUAGGUCAGGUGAGCGAUAUAGGGCCUUCAUGGCCCUCUUGUUAUUUUAGAAUUAUACUGUAAAAGCAGAAAUGUUCGCGAGGGUUUAAUUUUCACUAUAUCCGUGAGGCCCUACAUCAUGUAAAAAUUAAUCCUCACAUAAAUAUUCACCAUAAGUAUAAUUCAGAUUCAAGUGCGAUCCCAUUUUUACAAUUUCACGAAUAUUAAACCUUGCGAACCUACUCAAAAUUUCAAAUUCGCGAAAUUUUGACCCAGCGAAAAUAUGUGCUUUUAUAGUAUCUUGAGAAAAUUUAGUUAUGCAACAAAUCUUUGUAUUGCAAGUUUCUUCCCAUAUUCACAAAAGUAUUAUAAUGAUUUGUUAGUGAUGUUGUGCGAUUUUGUUUUAAGUAUAUUUUAUAUAAAACAGAAUAAA
Molecule: messenger RNA, 2999 nt
Organism: Mercenaria mercenaria
Lineage: Eukaryota; Metazoa; Mollusca; Bivalvia; Venerida; Veneridae
Product: small RNA 2'-O-methyltransferase-like
Exons: 7
Coding region: 157-1506 (449 amino acids)
Biological process (GO): siRNA processing; RNA methylation; piRNA processing
Cellular component (GO): nucleus; cytoplasm
Molecular function (GO): RNA methyltransferase activity; O-methyltransferase activity
Source: RefSeq, a predicted model, not a curated record